AGAGUGCGCCGCCACCAUUGUUUAAAUAAUCGUAAAUAAUGAAGUUUAUUCUAGUUUUGUUCGCCGUCGUAGGUUUUAUAUAUGCAGAACAAUAUACAGAUAGAUAUGACAAUAUAAAUGUAAAUGAAAUUUUACAAAAUAAACGUUUGGUUGUUUCGUAUGUUAAAUGUCUGUUGGAGCAAGGCAGGUGUACGCCUGAGGGAAACGCGCUAAAGGAGCACGUCAAAGAUGGUAUGCAGACAGGAUGCACAAAAUGUACAGACAAUCAGAGGAGAGGUGCAAGGAAGGUCGUGCGAUAUCUUCGCGAGAACUAUGACAAUUAUUUCCAAGACAUCGUAAAGAAAUACGACCCUAAAAAUGAAUAUAAACAAAUUUACGAACCAUUUUUGGCCUCUGAUGAUUAGUGAAUAAAUACUAGCAUAAUUAAAUAUGUAAUAACAACGAAUAAGCAAUCACAAUUACAUUAUUCUGAAAAACAAGUGAGGUUUUAAUCAGCGUCAAUUUUAAGUCGGGUAAACUUAAGUUGUGUAAAUAAGACUACUACCAAAAUUGAAGCAUUGACUUACUUAAGCUCAAUAGCUUAAGUAAGUCCUUUUAAGAAAUUUCGGCAAUCCGAAAUUUCUUAAAAGGAGUAUUGUGUGUUUGGCAUAUCACCUGCAUCAUAACAACACCCCACACAACCAUACAUAGGCUUACUUUCACUCCAUCACACACAGCUGUAUUAGUUAUUACUUAGUUGAAUGUAUUUAAUAUUU
Pieris rapae (cabbage white) is the source of this 755-nucleotide messenger RNA. RefSeq names its product allergen Tha p 1-like (gene CSP1). The record is from RefSeq and is a predicted model, not a curated record. The transcript has 2 exons. The coding region runs from base 39 to 404 and encodes 121 amino acids. NCBI's taxonomy places the organism in Eukaryota, Metazoa, Arthropoda, Insecta, Lepidoptera, Pieridae.